AUGAGACCUGGAGACAAAGUGAGGGAAAUGAUCUCCGACAAACUGAAGAUAGAACAGAGGAAGAUUGAGUUGGAGCCGCCCACAGGACAGGAAAUCCCACCACCGGCCCAGGUGACAGUAGUCGGACGCCGCUCUGGUCUGGUGGAAGUUUCGCCGCCGUGUCGACUCUCCACAGCCGACUGGCUGGUGCUCGGCAGGGUUCCAUCCCCCAAAGGGUCUCCCCCUUCCCUGGAGAAUGGAGCUGAUCUCGACCCAACCAACCAGCCAUGGAGUGUGGCUUCUUCCUAUGUGGCCUGUGAACUGGUUUCUUCCUAUGUGGCCUGUGAAGUGUGGCUUCUUCCUAUGUGGCCUGUGAAGUGUGGCUUCUUCCUAUGUGGCCUUGUGGCUUCUUCCUAUGUGGCCUGUGAACUGGUUUCUUCCUAUGUGGCCUGUGAACUGGUUUCUUCCUAUGUGGCCUGUGAAGUGUGGCUUCUUCCUAUGUGGCCUGUGAAGUGUGGUUUCUUCCUGUGUGGCCUUGUGGCUUCUUCCUAUGUGGCCUGUGAGCUGGUUUCUUCCUAUGUGGCCUGUGAACUGGUUUCUUCCUAUGUGGCCUGUGAAGUGUGGCUUCUUCCUAUGUGGCCUGUGAAGUGUGGUUUCUUCCUGUGUGGCCUUGUGGCUUCUUCCUAUGUGGCCUGUGAACUGGUUUCUUCCUAUGUGGCCUGUGAAUUGCUGGUGAAGGUGUCUGAUGUCCCCGACCUCUCGGCUGGGAUCACCUGUUCCUUUGGCAACCUGACAGAGGUAGAGGGACAGGUCAGCGGUAACCAGAUCCUCUGUGUGUCGCCCGCUGCUAAGGAUGUUCCUCUCAUCCCCGCCGACCAAGACUGGUCAGGUGUAGAGUUAAGGCUGAACUCUAAGGAGACUGGCCAGAUGGUCAUCAGCACAGAGGUCAAGUUCUACAACUGCAGUGUCCACCAACUGUGUCUGUCCUGUGUGAACAGUGCCUUCCGCUGCCAUUGGUGCAAGUACCGAAACCUGUGUACCCACGACCCUUCCAGCUGCUCCUUCCAAGAGGGACGCGUCAACGCCUCCGAGGACUGUCCUCAGCUGGUACGUUCGGAGGAGAUUCUGAUCCCGGCUGGGGAGGUCAAGCCCAUCACCCUGAAGGCCCGGAACCUCCCCCAGCCCCAGUCAGGCCAGCGGGGGUACGAGUGUGUCCUCCACAUCCAGGGGGUCAGCCACCGAGUCACCGCCCUGCGCUUCAACAGCUCCUCUGUACAGUGUCAGAACAGCUCGUAUCUUUAUGAAGGGAUGAAGAUCAGUGAGUUGCCAGUGGAUUUCUCAGUGGUCUGGAACGGCAACUUCAUUAUAGACAACCCAGAUAAAAUACAAGUGCACCUGUAUAAGUGUGCUGCCCAGAGGGACAGCUGUGGCAUGUGUCUGAAAGCCCAGAGGAAGUUCCAAUGUGGCUGGUGUAGUGGAGAGGGCCGCUGUACCCUGCGCCACCACUGCCCGCCCCUCAACCCCCGCUGGCUAGACCUCUCCAGCAAGAACGUUAAGUGUACCAACCCCCGCAUCACCGAGGUGACCCCAGUAGCUGGCCCUCCAGAGGGGGGUACCAGGGUGACCAUCCAUGGCAUGAACCUGGGCCUGGCGUUCAGUGAGAUGGUGGACAACGUGGAGGUGGCUGGAGUCAAGUGUUCCCCUGUGGAGGAAGGCUACAUCAUCGCAGAACAGAUAGUGUGUGAGAUGGAUGCUGCACCAGCCGACAGCAAGCCUGGCCCGGUCCAACUGUGUGUUGGGGAGUGCAGACCUGACCUCAAGACUCGCUCUGCCCAGCUCUACGCUUUUGUGAUGCCAUCAGUGCAGGGCCUGUCCCCCAGCAGAGGUCCUGAGUCAGGGGGCACCAAGGUGACCAUCACGGGGGAGAACCUGGGCGCUGGCAGCAGUGUCACCGUCCUCUUUGGAAACCAGACCUGCGAGUUCUACGGGAGGACCAUGACAGAGAUCGUGUGUUACUCGGCUCCCUCCCUGACUGGGGUGGGUUCGGUUCAGAUCAGUGUGAAUGUGGACCGGGCCCAGGUCAAGGAGAGCCUGAGCUUCGAUUACAUUGAGGACCCCACCGUCCAGCGCAUUGAGCCAGAGUGGAGCAUCGCCAGCGGCCACACUCCUCUGAUGGUGACAGGAACUCAUUUGGAUGUUGUCCAAGAGCCCAGGAUGCGCGUCAAGUACGGCGGCCGCGAGUCUGUCAACGUGUGUAAGGUUCUGAACACCACCAGUAUGAAUUGCUUUGCUCCAUCCCUGGUGGCAGAGUACCGUCCAGGUCUGGACACGGUCAAACACGCUGAUGAGUUUGGGUUCAUCUUCAACAACGUCCAGACUCUGCUAGUCUAUAACAAAACCAUCUUCCUCUACUACCCCAACCCAUACUUUGAACCUCUCAGCACCAACGGAGUCCUGGAACAAAAGCCCGGAUCGCCCAUCAUUCUUAAGGGCAAAAACCUGGUGCCCCCGGCCUCAGGGGGGGUGAAGCUCAACUACACUGUACUGAUCGGGGAGACCCCCUGCUCAGUCACUGUGUCUGAGACCCAGCUGCUGUGUGAGCCCCCCAACCUCACGGGCCAGUACAAAGUCAUGGUGCAGGUGGGUGGUCUCCAUGUGUCUCCGGGGUCAGUAAACAUCCUGUCAGACAGCCUGCUCACGCUCCCCGCCAUCGUCAGCAUCGCCGCCGGCGGAGGCCUCCUCCUCAUCAUCGUCAUCCUCGUCCUCAUUGCGUACAAACGCAAGUCGCGGGAGAAUGACCUCACCCUGAAGCGCCUGCAGAUGCAGAUGGACAACCUGGAGUCCCGGGUCGCCCUGGAGUGCAAGGAAGCCUUUGCUGAGCUGCAGACGGACAUCAAUGAGCUGACAAGUGAUCUGGACAGAGCUGGUAUCCCUCACCUGGACUACAGGACCUACGCCAUGAGAGUCCUCUUCCCUGGCAUCGAGGACCACCCUGUUCUCAGAGAACUGGAGGUGUCAGGUAACGGUCAGCUGAACACAGAGAAGGCUCUGAAGCUCUUCGCUCAGCUCAUCAACAACAAGGUGUUCCUGCUGACCUUCAUCAGGACUCUGGAGCUCCAGCGCUCCUUCUCCAUGCGCGACCGCGGCAACGUGGCGUCGCUCAUCAUGACGGCGCUGCAGGGCAAACUGGAGUACGCCACCGACGUGCUCAAACACCUGCUCUCUGACCUCAUCGACAAGAACCUGGAGAGCAAGAAUCACCCCAAGCUGCUGCUGCGCCGAACGGAGUCCGUUGCAGAGAAGAUGCUCACCAACUGGUUCGCCUUCCUUCUUCACAGGUUCCUCAAGGAGUGUGCUGGGGAGCCUCUGUUCAUGCUGUACUGUGCCAUCAAGCAGCAGAUGGAGAAGGGGCCUAUAGACUCCAUCACAGGAGAGGCGCGCUACUCUCUCAGUGAGGACAAGCUGAUCAGACAGCAGAUUGACUACAAGACCCUGAUCCUGAACUGUGUGAACCCAGACAAUGAGAACAGUCCUGAGAUCCCAGUGAAGGUGCUGAACUGUGACACCAUCACCCAGGUCAAGGAGAAGAUACUGGACGCCUGCUAUAAGAACAUGCCCUACUCACAGAGGCCCCGCGCUGUCGACAUGGACCUGGAGUGGCGUCAGGGGCGGAUGGCCCGCGUGGUGCUGCAGGACGAGGACAUCACCACCAAGAUAGAGAACGACUGGAAGAGACUCAACACACUCAUGCACUACCAGGUGUCUGACCGCUGUGUGGUGGCUCUGGUGCCAAAACAGACCUCUUCCUACAACAUCCCCCCGUCAGCCAGCAUCUCCCGGACCUCUAUCAGCAGAUAUGACUCAUCCUUCCGGUACACAGGUAGUCCAGACAGUCUGCGUUCUCGUGCCCCUAUGAUAACCCCAGACCUUGAGAGUGGGGUCAAAGUGUGGCACCUCGUCAAGAACCACGAGCAUGGAGACCAGAAGGAGGGAGACCGCGGCAGCAAGAUGGUCUCCGAGAUAUACCUGACCAGGCUGCUGGCCACCAAGGGUACACUGCAGAAGUUUGUGGAUGACCUGUUUGAGACGUUGUUCAGUACCGUCCACCGGGGUAGCGCUCUGCCCCUCGCCAUCAAAUACAUGUUUGAUUUCCUGGACGAGCAGGCGGACAAACACGGCAUCCACGACCAAGAUGUCCGCCACACGUGGAAGAGCAACUGCCUCCCGCUGCGGUUCUGGGUAAACGUGAUCAAGAACCCUCAGUUUGUGUUUGACAUCCACAAGAGCAGCAUCACGGACGCCUGUCUGUCUGUGGUGGCCCAGACCUUCAUGGACUCCUGCUCCACCUCAGAGCACCGCCUGGGCAAGGACUCUCCCUCCAACAAGCUGCUGUACGCUAAAGACAUCCCCAACUACAAGAGCUGGGUAGAAAGGUACUACGCGGACAUUAACCGUCUGCCGGCCAUCAGUGACCAGGACAUGAAUGCCUACCUGGCAGAGCAGGCCAGGCUCCACUCCACAGAGUUUAACAUGCUCAGUGCUCUCAACGAGAUCUACUCCUAUGUGUCCAAAUACAGCGAGGAGAUCACCAUGGCCCUGGAGCAGGACGAGCAGGCUAAGAAACAGCGUCUGGCCUACAAGGUGGAGCAGCUCAUCUCAGCCAUGUCCCUGGAGAGCUGAGACAGACCACGGGAUUGGACGACUGGACCGGCCCGGGAUAGCCAUCAGCCACAGCCACCCAACCAACAGUCCCGAUACUCACAGUGUGGGGGGUGGGGAGGGGGGGGGGGGGACAAGCAACCACCACUGACCUGGGACCUUUUAAAUCCAGAAAUCAAGAGUUUUUUUUUUUAAUCAAAUUUUCUUCCUACGCCAUACUGCCACCAACUCCAAAAGACUCCAUAGGCUCUGGAGACAUGGGUGGUGAUGAUGAUGUAUGGUGGGGCGACCACAAACCUCCAUAAAGGCUACAUGGCAUCUUUCUUUCCAGCUGAUAUUAUUUUGGGUUUGACGGGCAGUGUUGUGUGUGUGUAUAGCCCUGGAGGAGAGAUAUGUUGAGAGAAGGAACGAACAGAGGGGAGAUGUUGUAGCCAGAUACACUCUCCCUGUCUGCUGAAAACUCACAUUAGAGACAGUGUAAGGAAAAAGAGUUAGCGAAAGCGAUAAAGACUUCUCAUGAUGGAUUCCAGAGAUAUUGUUGCUGAGUUUUGCUUCCAAAAAUAUCUGCUUUAUUUUUGUAUGUGUACAUUUUGAUCUUAUCAGUUGCAGUGGAAACAUCUUCCUCUUGUUACAUAUAUGGACAUUGUUGUACUGUACAAAGGCAUAGGUUGUAUUAUAACACGUCUUUAUAGGGUGCCGUGGCCAUCAGAAAGACAUGGUUCUAUGUCAUGUCCUGUCCUGCUCUCUGUUCUCCUCAGACAGCAUUACCAUUCGUUAUCAACAUGAUACUCCAGACCAAGUGGACAGAACCCAGCUCUGACUGUAACCCAUCAGCCCUGUACAGGAACCCACAAAAACGCAUUCCGCAUCGUACGGAGAACGGACCUCCUCUGAGGGGGUCAAAGUUCAACCAGCAUGCUUAUCGACCCCAAACCCCUGUACCCUGUGUGAUAAGAGGAGAUCCACAGGCCCACAGAGCGUUUAGGUUAUAAGGACAACAACAACCAGCAUCCUACUGGUUUCUAGAAGACUCUCCUCUGCAGUAACGCCAUCUGUAUGUACUGUGAAUGUACAAAUGCUGAUGGGACUUUUUCAUUUGAGUUUGUAUUUUAAACAAAUAGGAGUUAGUUGAACAGAACUUUAAUGGCAACAUAGAUGGCCAACUGAACAUCCGUCCAAGUCCCUUUUCCCCUGUCACCAUAAUUUACCCUGCUACCAAAUCCUCUAUCUCUACCGUAAGAGGGUGUGUACUAUACAGUCUGUAUUGUAGCCGUAGUUGCCGUGGCUACGCUGCUCUUAACGUACAAAUACCAUAAUAUACUGGAGACUAGAUUCUAGAGUCUGCCAAGCUGGGGACUGAGGCUGGCGGCAGGAGUGAAAACACUCCGUUAUAUAACCGCUGUUUGUAUGGCUUUAGGGGGAUCGGAUCAAGUGUGUGUGUAAAACUUGCAUGCAUCGUAUCACAUGUCAGAAGAAGUGUUUUUAAGGUCCAUCUUUGUUUGUUUUUGUAAGUGCCAAUGGAUCAGGCUAGCUGGAGAUGGCCAGUGGCUAAAUGCUAGCGAACUUAGUUUUCUACCCAACUAUGUACCAGCAACGUCUUUCCAAACGAGAAUAAGAAAAAGCCUGUGUAGUGCCAAAAGAUCCCGUUGUUUUAAAUGAUUCAUCGGUUAAUGCUUUACAACGGGGGCCAUCCAAUCCCUGGAACUGAAGUAAAGAGCCUGCAGAGAGGUGCUCAUGUAACUGGAAGCUUGUGAACAAGGAACAGGUACGGAAGCAGGACAGUCGCAGGCUCGGGAGAGAGACAGUUCUGUCAAAUAUAGAGUUACUUGUCGAAAGUUGUAAUUUUUUUGGUUUUUGUCAAGAAGGAAAUAUCUCAACUGCUAGCAUGGUCAAAAGAGGAUGUAAACAUCAAAGACAAUGUGUGUUACAGUACCAGGUAGAUCUUUGGUAAGAUUGGAUUGUCCUGUACCAAACUUAACCCAUUUAUGAAACAUGACAACAUAGUGUCGAUUCUUUCUGCUGGAUUGAAUAACCACCACCAUUCUGUUUUCUCCAGACUUCUUUGUUGGCUCACCGUUUACAUCAAGUACUUGAAACUAGGUAGUAUUAAAAGGUGAACAGUAGGAUGAAAUGAUUCAUGGAGGGAGAGAGCAUAAAACCAAUGUUAAUGGAUGUGCUUGUUUUGUCUGUGGCUUUAGAACGCCAAGCUAACAAACCACUGAGUGGUCCUGACUCGUCUUUACGUCAACACUAAUCCACCGCCUCUGUUGGCACCGUCUUGUUGAAAUUGGCACGGUCCUUUUGAUAAGGUACCUGUCUUGCCACGGUGUGUAAAAGACCUGUUUGAGAAGGAUAGGAAAGGUGAAGAGGUCAAGGCCUGUUGCUGUACGGGCAGGCAGUGCUUCAGCCGUCUCGCCAGAGCUGUCUGAAGAGUAGAGCUCAGUCAGAAAUGAGAGAGAGACCCCUUUAGCUCUAGUUUCCUGCUCCGGCUUUGAAGCAGUGCUUUGAUCUGAGUGUAGUCGUGUGCAGAGUGUGAUCGGAAGACGAAAAAACACAUCAAAAACAGGCAUAGAGAAAUGCAAGGCGAUCACAUGAUUGACAUGGUAUUAAUGUGUCCUGCCAGGAGGGCGGGCUGGCUGUUGGCCCCCUGCUACACAAAUAUCUAUAGGUACACUUUAAAUACAGACACACGCUCAAACACGAAUAUGAAGCGUCCACCAUUGAACAAUGGUGUCCUCCCUUCUAUUCUCUUCCUCUCAUCCAAGAGAACCAAGCCCCUUUCAUGCCUCAUAUUGCUUGUCUGUGUUCUGGUGCCUUUUAUAUUCCAUGUGAUGAAACCUUCUCUAGUACGUGUUCCACUAUAUUCUCCAUUUGGCUUGAUAGGAAUGGGGUAAAUGAAAUGGAGAGGCAUAGUUUGACUGAAACAAGUCCGUUUUUCUCUUGAGGGACCAUUGCUUAAUGUCUGUUUUUGACUUGUCUUUAUUUUCAUAAACUGCCAUCCGCUGUUUAUUUCAUUACCGUUCUAAAACUCUAAUCCAAUCUUGGCUUCUGGCCAGCAUGCUCUAACACCAUGACUUUGCUAGUCAAUAGAAAAUACGUUUCCACAUCUUAUUAUUAUUAUAAGUCUUAACUCACUGCUGUCUGCACCUUCCGUUUUGUGAAAGAGACUUGAAUGAAUUGUAACAGAUUCAUUUCAUACUGUUACACUUUGGAGAUGAUGACGACAAAUGAAAAGGUGGAAGUUAUCAUUAUGUUUUGUUUACCAUUCUGCAGCUCAGAAUUGAAUUUCACAGCCAGUUAGUUGUCUCUGAGACAUUUUGCAGUUGAUGCACGUUGAGAAUUAUUAAAAUGGCAACUUCCAUUUCCGCUACAGAAGAGAUGGAACCUAAUUGAAGAAGAUACAGUAUGUUGUGCACUUUUUUACCCUUGGCUUACGUGGUGGCAAAGUGAUGGGUCUACUGGCAUGCUUCAUUACUUACAGAAAAACAAAGACAAUUAUCCACCUUUUUUCUUUUCUCAUGUCAUCAGUCGGGGGAAUCGAAAAGUCAACUAUUAUUCUCAAGGCAGAAGCAUCAAUAUGAAAUAAAUAUCCUUCUUCCAUUCUAAACACAACACAAUGUAGACGACCCUUUGUAGACACCGGAGUUCUGUAAUUUGGUAUAUACAAAUGACGAUAAUAAUAAUAAUGGCUGUCUGUUCUUGUUGUUUUAUAAAAGUGCUGUGAAAAUUCUAAGAAAGUUUAAAGUAUUUAAAGUUGUUCUCGUUUUUAUUUUAUUUUUUUGCUUAGGUUUUGUUAUGAUAAUAUAUUAUUGUGUACCUAUUGUAAAUAUGAAGCACCUAUUUUGCAAGCCAGGAAUUCACUUUUUACUGUUGUUAUAUAUAAAUAAACUUUGCUGGUUAAAAAAAAAAAACGCAUAGAGCUGAAA
This is a messenger RNA of Salvelinus fontinalis (brook trout), 8564 nucleotides long. RefSeq names its product plexin-A2-like. The transcript has 32 exons. Lineage: Eukaryota; Metazoa; Chordata; Actinopteri; Salmoniformes; Salmonidae. The coding region runs from base 1 to 4659 and encodes 1552 amino acids. Gene Ontology annotation, cellular component: semaphorin receptor complex. Gene Ontology annotation, molecular function: semaphorin receptor activity. The record is from RefSeq and is a predicted model, not a curated record. Gene Ontology annotation, biological process: negative regulation of cell adhesion; regulation of GTPase activity; regulation of cell migration.